Molecule: messenger RNA, 3521 nt
Organism: Botrytis cinerea B05.10
Lineage: Eukaryota; Fungi; Ascomycota; Leotiomycetes; Helotiales; Sclerotiniaceae
Gene: BcnirA
Product: BcnirA
Exons: 5
Coding region: 307-2556 (749 amino acids)
Biological process (GO): regulation of DNA-templated transcription; DNA-templated transcription
Molecular function (GO): DNA binding; DNA-binding transcription factor activity, RNA polymerase II-specific; zinc ion binding
Source: RefSeq, a predicted model, not a curated record
GCCAAAAUAAACAAUACUGGCGCCAGGACUUUACUAGUAACUAUUUUCCAAAAUCAGGAGAUUGUAGGAAAAAAGCAUAAAUAUACCUAGCUAACGACUUGGUCCCUUCAACAAAACCCUACCCGACGUUCAUCAUCAUUUAAGGGUUCCGGAACUUCAACUCUUUUCACGGUCAUGUUGACGUUCAUAACUCUUCAUCCAGAAUCCAGCAAUCUUUACAACAGAACAUGCGAUUGAUCGUUCUAGUCAACAUCAAGACCAACAGCAAUUACGAAUAGCAUCACUGUCUUCGCACAUAAUUUCAAAAUGGAAGACAAAGACAAGGACAGGGACAGGGACACAGUCAACCCAAAGAGACGGCGGGGUCUUGGUAUUGUGACGCCAAAUGCUUGCACAGAAUGUAGAAAGAAACGUGCAAAGUGUGAUGGCGAGACUCCCUGCGCAAGAUGUGCAUCUCAAAAGAACGUCGAAUGCGUUUACGAAGUUCCCGUACGUCAAUCGAAAGAGAAUAUGAGAUCCGAGAUCGAACAUUUAAAGGCAUAUCAACAACAAAGUGAGCGUGUGCUUGCUGCUAUCGCUUCACAGGAUCAAACCGCGCAGGUAAUCGAUCGACUUCGACAAGGGGAAGGAUUAAAAAGCAUUGCGGACAAGUUACAAACUCCACCACAAAUUUCAUCGGCGGAUGGAGAAAAUAUUACGACAUACACAAGUUUUACCGAUCAUCAAGCAAUUGGAAAUGCACUCAGGCCGGUCAGAGGGAUCAUAACAGCUCCAUUCACAUCAUGGGGGAGAAGUGGUAUGCAAGGGCCAACUGCCGACUUUCAACAUGGGGAAAUGCAAGGAAUGUGGAAUCAAUGGCCUGAUACUCACAACAUAUCAUCUGGUAUGGCUGCUGGAGAUGACUUGAUGAAUUGGGAAACGGAACCUGUUAAUUUGCCUGAGAAUAAUAAUCAUCCGGCAAUUGGAGGCACCUGGCCGGAAGAAGCAUCCAAUCAUUCUACUCCGAAUAGCACAGUACUAUAUGCUAGAGGUCAAGGUCAAGAGACGAUUCUCGGUCAAGGAAUUGGUUCAUUGCGGGAAGAUAGUCCAACCUAUCCACCUGCAUCCUGGACCAAAGUUACCUCGGAUUCUGAAUUCGUAGACCAUCUUAUGGCGCUUUAUUUUUGCUGGGAAUAUCCCACAUUUGCCUCUUUGAGCAAGGAGCAUUUUCUUCAUGAUUAUAAAACUGGAAAAACAGUGCAUUGCAGUGAGCUACUAGUGAAUGCGAUAUUGGCUUUAGGAUGUCGAUUCUCUGCUAAUGUAAAUGCAAGAACUGAUCCUCACGAUAGUAGUACUGCUGGUGGUCAUUUCUUCGCCGAAGCAACUCGCUUGCUUAAAUUGGAAAAAGACCAACACUCUUUGACAACAAUUCAAGCAUUGGGCCUGAUGGCAAUUAGAGAGGCAAGUGGAGGUCGCUCCAGUGCAAGUAUUUAUCUUUCAGGGCAAUCACUUCGAUUGGCAAUUGAGAUGGGUCUUCAUCUUGAAGCUGAGGGUCAAAGGCCUAGUGAACCAGUAGGGGGAUCACAAGCGGUACGACUAGCCACAUUUUGGGGAGCCUUUUCUUUAGACCAAGCCUGGUCAUUGACUAUUGGGCGAGUACCUCAAUUUUCACAUAUAACCAAGUUAAACGUAAAACCAGCAAUUGUAAGUACAGUUGAGGCAUCUGCUUGGAUCCCUUAUACAGAUGAUGGAGCACCACUUGAGCGUAAUUGUACUCAGCCAUCAAAUAUCAGAAGUGUAUACGCAACAUUUUGUGAGCUUUCUGAGCUAAUUCACCAAUCUUUGUAUCUUUUCUAUGCACCUGGCUCCAAUAUCAACAGCAAUUCGCUACUCCGAGUAUAUACCAAGUUUCUCCGAUGGUAUGACUCAAUUCCUGCGGCUUUACGUUUAGGACACAACUUUACACCAUCCGUAUUAUUUUCACAUAUGUACUAUCACUAUGCCAUCUUACUUUUAUUCCGCCCCUUUAUUAAACUUUCUCUAAUCGGAUCGGGAGUUUCGCCCCGUGAUGUUUGUAAUCAAGCUGCGGAUGCAAUUUCUGCCCUCACCAGCUCCUACGCCCAACUUUACACGCUGAGGCGUACUCCCUCUUUUGUACCUCAUUUUAUACUCGCCUCAAGUAUUACUCACCUCGUAACACUAGGCAAUGCAAAAACUGGCGUUGAGAAGGUCACUCAAGGAAUCACGGAUCUCAGAGAGAUGGCUAGCUGUCAUGGAUUUGCUGCUCGCGCCUGCAAUAUCCUUCGUCAUCUGGCUAAAAAGUGGGAUAUCGAAGUCCCUGAUGAUAGCCAAGAGCCAAUAGAACCUGACAUCUUCGAUGCCCAAGCUCGUCCUUCUCCCAACUCUCUUAAUCAAUUUUGUACACAAGUUGAUGAGGCGGAUAUGAUGCGCGGUAUUGGUCUAGCAGGGGAAGAAGAAAAUCCUCUCUUUUGGCCUUUCCCUAUGCAAGGAAGACCAUUAAUGCAAUAUGCUGGAGGGAAUUUGGGAAAGUUGGGAUUCGAGAGGUUGAAAGAAUGAGUGGAAAUCUGGAAUUGGUGUUAUGGAUUUAUAGGAGAAGCUGGACGUAUACCCCGUUUCGUAUCGGGAAAGCCGAUUUGAUAUGGAAUAUUGAUAAAAGAAGAAGUGAAAAGCGAAUCCAAUUUGUUUCAUGGGUACAGUGGGUACGGUGGGUGGGAACGGAUGGGCAUGAGAAUAUGAUACCUUGGAGGCGUUUUGUCUUUCUUGCGGGAUUAACAAAUGACGGGCGGUUUGGAGAGGGCUUUAUCAAGAUCUGAAAUUGGAAAUUGAAUGGAAUGGAAUGGAAUGGAAUGGAAUGAAAUGGCAUUUACAGAAGUCUGUAAUCUAUUAUACUGCACGGGGUAGCAUAUCUAUUACAUACGUACGGCUUUACUGCUCCCUCUAAUUUUAAUUCAGAGUAGGAUUGAAAUCAUAAGGAUUUUAACCCUACAAAGAAGAUGUCGUUUUAUUGUUGAAAAAUUGUCUAGUGAUGCAUAUAUGUGUAUAUGUACUCCCUCGAGAACUUGGUUUAUUAGGUACUUCCCAUAUCCCCUAUUCUAUUAAAAGAGUAUCCUUCGAGUGAUCGAUCAGAGAUAUGCCGAGAAGUCUCAUUCUUGAUAGCCUAGCCACUUAUCCACUUACCUAUAUAUCCAUCUAUCUACCAACCCAACCCAACCAGCCCGGCUUCCACACGAAUGUGGAAAUCUGUUUCUUCGAUUGUGUGCGAGGGGGGUGAUUGUGAGAUGGGGAUUGGGAUUUGGAUUUGGAUUGGGAUGGGAGAUAGGGGGUUUGCAGAAUGAGAAUGAGAAUGAUGAUAUGGAUGAGUAUCAGUAUGUAAUCUUACCAUCAAGAGGGGCUACCUAGGCUAAUCGUAAUCCGUAAGUAAUACAAAAUGUGAAUCUUGAUGUAUAAGUUAUUAGGUAUUAGACAUGUAGCUCCUUCUCAUCGACCAUGCUAUCUAUAUAUUACACAUGACGAGGAUAACA